Messenger RNA from Notolabrus celidotus (New Zealand spotty), 1888 nucleotides. Its product is annotated as methyltransferase-like protein 7A. Gene Ontology annotation, molecular function: S-adenosylmethionine-dependent methyltransferase activity. The record is from RefSeq and is a predicted model, not a curated record. Bases 70 to 804 code for a protein of 244 amino acids. Lineage: Eukaryota; Metazoa; Chordata; Actinopteri; Labriformes; Labridae. The transcript has 2 exons.
AAGACUGUAAUCUUUUGAUCUUCAAAGGUGCGUCUCCUAGAGCUUUGAUUACGAUUAGCCGGGAAGAAAAUGAAGUCCAUCCUCAUGAAAAUAUGCAGAUUUUUUUGUUUUGUGUUGACUUUACCAUUAUUAACGUUGAAGAUCAUUGGUCUGUGCGGUAUGUACAAACGCGUAUUUCCCUUGCUGGCAUACAACAUCACAUUUUCCUACAACGAAAAAAUGCAUGAAUUGAAGAGAGAGCUUUUUCGAAACGUCGGCAGGUUUGCAAACACCGACGGGACGCUCCGGCUGCUGGAGAUCGGCUGUGGCAGCGGGGCAAACUUCAACUUUUACCCCUAUGGCUGCACGGUGAUCUGCACCGACCCGAACCCGCACUUUGAGAAGUAUCUACGGCUGAGCAUGGACGCAAACCCGCACCUAACGUAUGAUACGUUUGUAGUGGCGCGUGGGGAGGACAUGGAAGCAGUGAAGGACGAGUCCGUGGACGUGGUGGUUUGCACCUUGGUUCUGUGUUCUGUUAGCAACGUGCUGCAGGUGCUGCACGAGGUGCGGCGCAUUCUCAAACCAGGCGGGGCCUUCUACUUUUUGGAGCAUGUCGUCUCUGAUCCCUCCUCCUGGACAUACUUCUUGCAGCAUGUGCUCGAGCCUCUCUGGUAUUAUCUUGGGGAUGGAUGUAUGAUCACAAGAGCAACAUGGAAAGACCUAGAAGCAGCUGGUUUCUCUGAACUUCACCUAAAACACAUUGAGGCAUCCGAGGUGACUCUGAUGAUAAGACCACAUAUAAUGGGAUAUUCCAUUAAAUGACUGAAGGGGGAAACUUUACAUUUCCCUGGAAUACACUUAUCAGAUAUUUUACUGGCAGCUUACCCAUGCCCAACUUUGACAUAUUUUGACAGUUUGUUGUAGUUAUUAGUAAAUAUAUAUUUGGUUCUCUGCUAACAUUUCAGCAAGGCAAAUAGUCCAAAGAUUAUUAUAUUUGGGAAUGCAGAAUUUGUCAACCAAAUCAGCCAAAAAGAUAAAAUGAGAUGGCAUUGUCUACACCCCCUUAAGGUAAGAUCUGCUCACAUUUUCAUUGACACAGCUCAAAAAUAGACUUGCCGAAUUUUUGAGUGAAAAUAUAUUUAUUUACUUACAGAAUCAGCAACAUUUCAUACACUGUUUGUUCUUCUCCCCCACCCCUCCCAAGAUGUACAUAAUAAAUAUUACCUGGACACUGUGCUUCUUUUUUCCCUGAUUGUCUAAGUAACUGCCAAGAAACAACCAAACACCACUUGAUGUCAGCGUUUCUGUUACCCUUUAUAUUCCAUUGCACACAAAUAAGGAAUGACAGUUGUAACAUCUCCUUUGCAGGGAAAUGAGGGAAAUGGCUGGUUCACAAAAUAAAGAGGAAUUGUGUCUGAGUGAUAAUUUGUACAGCCAAAAUCCUGCAGAUGCUGUUAGAAGAUUAUAAAAAAAAGUUCAACAGCGACAUUUUUAAGAACACAAGACAAAAAAAGAAAAGGGAUACAAUUAGAAACUGAGACUCAAAGUUAAAGCUCAUAAAUUUCAAACCUCCCAGUAUUAAAAAUGUACACAACUAUAAAUGUUAUAGCAUUAGCAAAUUUUAAAAAACAGCAGGUGGAAAAAUGGCCGAUUUCUUGUUUGUUUGUGAGUAUAUUUUACUGCCAUCAUAUGUCACUUCUAUAUCAAACAGUAAAAAAGAGAAGGGUCUCAGCCUGAAAUGAAGUGUUCCCAGAAACCCUGUUCAUGUCCCACUGGCUGAGCUGUGAUGCUCCCACAUUUUGUAUCAAUCUCUGAGCUUUAUCUCAAACAGUUUAUCCUGUUUUAACACAAUAAAGGUCCUUUAAUGUUUUGAGUUCUUCAAUAAGGGUCUUGUUUUGGUUUUCAA